AUGGCCAGAAACGUACGAAGUAGAAACGUGCCCUCUCGACGAGCCCACCAGCUCUCCGUCGAGCCCCAAAUCGAUCCACCCCAAUGUUCGCCGACCUUGUCCCCCUGUGUUGUUGUGUUGGUCCUGCCUCUUUGGGACCAUGAAGAAAUCAGAAUCAGGAAACGAUGGGCCAAAACCCUGGAUAUGCCUGGAUUUGCCGAGUUGUUGUUCCCACAUCCAGAGCCCAGAGCUGCGGCGUAA
Sporothrix schenckii 1099-18 is the source of this 240-nucleotide messenger RNA. RefSeq lists its product as uncharacterized. NCBI's taxonomy places the organism in Eukaryota, Fungi, Ascomycota, Sordariomycetes, Ophiostomatales, Ophiostomataceae. The coding region runs from base 1 to 240 and encodes 79 amino acids. The transcript has a single exon. The record is from RefSeq and is a predicted model, not a curated record.